AUGGCCUGUGUGGACAGAUGCCGCUGCUGCAUGGACAGUAGGAGGCAGAGCAGCAUCCUCUACAACAUCCUGAAGAGCGAGGAGCAGCAGGCAGGAACCGGGCAGUCGGCCCCGCAGCCUGGCCCGGAAGGGCACGCGGCUCGGUUGGGUUGCUCGUGCGGCUCGCAGAAGCGAGUGGCUCUCAAGAGCCCGCAGGUGGCGUGUAAGGCGGCCUCGGCUGUGCUGGUGAAGACGCUGCGCUUCGUCAAGAACGUGCCCUGCUUUCAGGAGCUGCCCCUGGACGAGCAGCUGGUGCUGGUGCGCAGUUGCUGGGCUCCCCUGUUCGUGCUCGGGCUGGCUCAGGAUCGCGUGCACUUUGAGACGGUGGAGACCGCGGAGCCCAGCAUGCUGCACAGGAUACUGACCAACAAGCGGCAAGAGGAGGAAGAGGAGGAGGAACCGUCCCUCGUGUCCCUCCGCAAGACCCCCACAGCGCUGGAGCAGCAGCAGCAGCAGCCCUGCGGGAGCAGCAGCCCUCAGCUGCCCUUAGUGGGGGAGAUCCAAGCCAUCAAAGGCUUCCUGGCCAAGUGCUGGAGCUUGGAUAUCAGCACCAAGGAGUACGCCUAUCUGAAGGGGACGGUGCUGUUCAAUCCGGAUUUGCCAGGGCUCCACUGCGUACACUAUAUCCAGGGACUGCAGCAAGAAGCACAGCAAGCCCUAAAUGAACACGUCAGAUUGAUUCACAGAGGGGACCAGGCCAGAUUUGCCAAACUGAAUGUAGCUCUGUCCAUGCUCGGAUCUAUCAAUGCCAGUGUUAUUGCUGAACUUUUCUUUAGGCCCAUCAUUGGAACAGUGAAUAUGGAUGACAUGCUGUUGGAGAUGCUUUGUGCAAAGUUAUGAAGUUUUGUGAGAAUACAUAAUUUAAAGUAAUAGAACAAUGCAAC
Molecule: messenger RNA, 923 nt
Organism: Eublepharis macularius
Lineage: Eukaryota; Metazoa; Chordata; Lepidosauria; Squamata; Eublepharidae
Gene: NR0B1
Product: nuclear receptor subfamily 0 group B member 1
Exons: 2
Coding region: 1-879 (292 amino acids)
Biological process (GO): negative regulation of transcription by RNA polymerase II
Cellular component (GO): cytoplasm; nucleus
Molecular function (GO): transcription corepressor activity; transcription factor binding
Source: RefSeq, a predicted model, not a curated record